Monopterus albus (swamp eel) is the source of this 1016-nucleotide messenger RNA. It is a transcript of the gene mob1a, whose product is annotated as MOB kinase activator 1A. The transcript has 6 exons. The record is from RefSeq and is a predicted model, not a curated record. NCBI's taxonomy places the organism in Eukaryota, Metazoa, Chordata, Actinopteri, Synbranchiformes, Synbranchidae. Bases 176 to 826 code for a protein of 216 amino acids.
AACAAGAAGGCGCAAGAACCAGAACAAGAAGUAGUUGUUCAUGUUAACGUAGACGACACUGUUGGCAGGCAGUGUAUACAAGUGGUUUGCAGUGUGUUAUUGUUCAACAUAUUUCUGUUUACUAAUCCAGGGUUAGAACUUUUAAUCGAGUUUCUCCAACGACAGCUUCUUGAAGAUGAGCUUCCUGUUUGGCAGUCGCUCAUCUAAGACUUUCAAGCCCAAGAAAAACAUCCCAGAGGGGUCCCAUCAGUAUGAGCUGCUCAAACAUGCUGAGGCCACACUGGGCAGUGGGAACCUGAGGCAGGCUGUCAUGCUGCCAGAGGGAGAGGAUCUUAAUGAGUGGAUUGCUGUCAACACGGUGGAUUUCUUCAACCAAAUCAACAUGCUGUAUGGCACCAUCACUGAGUUCUGCACUGAGACCAGCUGCUCUGUGAUGUCUGCUGGACCGAGAUAUGAGUAUCAUUGGGCUGAUGGCACUAAUAUUAAGAAGCCUAUCAAAUGCUCUGCACCCAAGUACAUCGACUACCUGAUGACCUGGGUGCAGGAUCAGCUGGAUGAUGAGACACUUUUUCCCUCCAAGAUUGGCGUUCCCUUCCCCAAGAACUUCAUGUCUGUGGCCAAAACCAUCCUGAAGCGUCUGUUCAGGGUUUACGCUCACAUCUACCACCAACAUUUUGACUCUGUGAUGCAGCUGCAGGAGGAGGCCCACCUCAACACCUCCUUCAAGCACUUCAUUUUCUUUGUCCAGGAGUUCAACCUUAUUGACAGGCGAGAGCUUGCUCCCCUGCAGGAUUUGAUCGAGAAGCUUGGCUCCAAGGACAGAUAGACAUUUCAUCAAGUAUCAGCUUUUUUUUUGUUUAUUUACAUUUUCAUUUUCUCUGUUGUCCCUCUCCGUGAUCUUUGCUACCUCUGACUUCAUGUCUCAAAUCUUGAGAUCUGUGCCUUCUUCAUUUCAUUUCCUGAACGGUUGUACUGUAUUUUUCCUUUUAUGUUGUUGUUGUUGUUGUUGUUGUUGU